Owenia fusiformis is the source of this 1139-nucleotide messenger RNA. The record is from the annotation of a GenBank genome assembly. NCBI's taxonomy places the organism in Eukaryota, Metazoa, Annelida, Polychaeta, Sabellida, Oweniidae.
AAGAAAACUAAAACAAAAAAUGGCGGCAAUAAUACGAAUAAAGCGAAAACUUGAUGAGGAUCCCGCUGAUAAGCUCGUCAUUUAUUGUAAGCGAAUAAAAUCAAAUAGUGCGGAAGGUGGAGCAAGUAAAUCAGCAUCUGAGGAUGUCAAGAAUGAACUUACAUUUGCUGGAACACUGGAUAAAAAGGAUGAAUCUGUGUCUAAACGCAUCAGAGCAGCCAUAAAGAAAACCAAACUUGAACGGGAAUAUAAAAAGCACAAUCCGAUAGACACUACUAGCCAAGCCAGGAAAACGCACAAGUCAACUGCAAUAGAAAACCGAUUUAAAGUUGUCUCUAGUCACCGGGCGAUUGAACUUGAUCAGUUAGACGCAGAGUCUGACAAUGUAGAGAACAAAGAUAAUGUCGAUGAGGUUGAUAGACUGUUCUGUUUAUAUGAUGUAGUGAGUGAAAAUGAGGAGAAUGCCAGACAAGAACAACAAAGGAAAGAAUCAAAGCUACAACCAGAAGUUCUUACUUGUAAUGGCGUCCCAAUGAUUAGAGAAAAGGUUCAACCUCAAGCAGAGCCAUCUUUAGCCGAGGAUGAGAACUACGUAUAUGAUCUUUAUUACUCCAAUUCUCGCAAUCUUGACAUUGCAUCAUUUCAAAAUAUCUCUAUGGUUGAAGCAUUUCGAGAAGAGCUGAUUUAUGAUGAAUAUCGUGAUAAUGAUGAGGAAGUUUAUGAAGAUGAAGAUGAUGAAAAUGAAGAAGGAAAUUGGAGGAAUGAUUACCCAGAUGAGGAUCCCGAUUGUCCAGGAGCUUAUGGUGCAAGAGAUGAAGAUGGGAGUGUUGCAUUUGACAGCCAGGUGCUGACAUCUAUGAUGAGAAACACAUGUCUUGGAGAUGAAGCUAUCUACUCAAGUGCAGAAGAAGAUGUACAUGAUGAAGAAAAAGACAUUUGGACCCCUGCUACGAACUAUAAUAGUUACAAAGCAAGCAUGUAUGGCUAUAGUUAUGACUAUGAUGAGGACUCUGAACAUUAUGACAGCUGACAAACAUAUUGAUGCUGCUAGGUUAUUCAAUUGAAAUAUUUAUUUUAAAACAAGUGUGCAUAGGUUUUUAAUGAUCACUCCAAUUGUUGUGGUGAAAAUAAAGCAGCUU